AAUGCGUGCGCACAUGAUUACUCAUACAGGCGCAACGUUGCGCUGUUGACAUUUAAGUGUAAUAAAAUGGUUGCCGUUUCAUAAAGCGUUGCGUUUAAAAAAUUACUGUGCGUGCACUGCAUUUCCACUUUUGACUGAUACAUGUCUCAAGAUAAGAUGGACCAAACCAGACCCGAGCCAAAUACCGAAAGCCAGACGAUUGCUCCGUCGGAAAUAACGAUUGAUAAUAGCCACAUUUCGACUCCAACGGUCCCCAGCAUUGUUUUUGUCCCCACAAGUUCUUCAAGUGACGAUAUUCCACCCCCCAAAGCUGAUUUUUACGCACCACCCCCUUACGAAGUUGCCACCAAAACCACUAAACUACCCACGUAUGAAGAGGUACAAAGGGAGAAAAAUCUCGAGGAGCAAAAUGUUCCAAUAAACACGUUACCGCCAAGACUCUCACAGUAUAGGGCGCCAGGACAGAGGAUUCUCACAAUUGAGAAUGAAUCAAACGAAGACGUGGACACCAGUUUAUUGGGAACGGACUUCAUGUUCUACAUCGCUUUUUUUGUUGCGUUCAUUUUCAACUGGAUUGGAUUUUUACUGUUGAUGUGCUUUUGCCACACGAUUGCGUCGAGGUACGGCGCCUUGUCGGGAUUCGGUUUGUCCCUCGCAAAGUGGACAUUUAUUGUCCAGCAUUCAACAGACCUAGCGUCAAAAGACAACAGCUGGCUCUGGUGGUUAAUAAUGACCUUCGGGUUAAUUAUUUGCAUACGUGCGAUCCUUCAGUAUUUGAGCAUAAAGAGGGGGUGGCACAUGCUGUCGGCAAGCCACCAGGAGAGACUUUUAUUUUUUUAUUAAGCUCUAGAAAUCAAAUAUUUAUAAAUGUGAUUAAUAAAAUGCUUAGAUAUUGUACAAUCUCAAAAGUCAUUCCUAUGAUUUUUUAUUUUUACUGCACACAAAUGAAUGUACAACUGAAUUAGUAAUAGCUAACUGUUCGACACUUUAAAAGCGAUAAAUAAAACUUAGUGUGAUAUACUUUAAA
Tribolium castaneum (red flour beetle) is the source of this 1027-nucleotide messenger RNA. RefSeq names its product Nedd4 family interacting protein (gene Ndfip). The transcript is spliced from 5 exons. Gene Ontology annotation, molecular function: WW domain binding. NCBI's taxonomy places the organism in Eukaryota, Metazoa, Arthropoda, Insecta, Coleoptera, Tenebrionidae. Gene Ontology annotation, biological process: metal ion transport; positive regulation of protein ubiquitination; ubiquitin-dependent protein catabolic process. The record is from RefSeq and is a predicted model, not a curated record. The coding region runs from base 142 to 843 and encodes 233 amino acids. Gene Ontology annotation, cellular component: perinuclear region of cytoplasm; Golgi apparatus; endoplasmic reticulum.